Messenger RNA from Plasmopara halstedii, 2050 nucleotides. RefSeq lists its product as uncharacterized. Bases 1640 to 1936 code for a protein of 98 amino acids. The record is from RefSeq and is a predicted model, not a curated record. The transcript has a single exon. Lineage: Eukaryota; Oomycota; Peronosporomycetes; Peronosporales; Peronosporaceae.
AAGAGAUCCACUUGUUUUGUCAGAGAACCUACGUAACUAAAGCAACAAAUAGACUGUAAUGCCAAUCAAUACUUUUGGUCCUUGGUUCUAGCAUUUAAAUUUAUACAAGCAGUGGAGCCGAUUCCCACCCGUUCCUCGAUCGGCGGUGAAACUGAAGUUCGCAUCGCCCGAGUAGAGCUAGUUUCCUCGCGUCUUCCUCGUCAGUCACACCUCGAUCGCUCCGCGCGACCUCGGCUCUCUAAAUGUUAUCCUUUUUCAUUUCUGUCGGCUCGAUCGUUGCUCUGUCUUCCCUCGUCCUGCCAACCCUUGUCCUCGACACUUGUCCUGUCAUUUGGCAAUAUUUCUACCCUUGUUGCUCGCGCGCUGCCGACAUUUCUUGUAUCUUUGCCGUCUUUAUAAUCACAUCACCGCUAUCGUCGUUUAGCGUGCUUGUAAUUGGCCUGUCAUUACAUCUAGUGAUAUGCGUUUUCGGACUUUUUCUUCACAAACAAGCUUGAUCUUUAAGCCUACGCGCUUUGCGCUUACAAUGCUUUUCUCUGACUAAAACUGUAUGGUCGCGGUCUGGUUGUCCAUGAUCAUUCUCACUGGCGUAAUUUCUCAAGGCUUACGUUCUUGAAUUCGUUCAGGCAGUCCUAGAAGCUCGCGUCUAGCGCGCAUCAUAGUACUACAGUCCGUUUUUGUAUUUCCAUCAUACAGCGACACCAUCUACUCCUCCUGUGACUGAUUUUCGAUAGCUCAAAAAAUCCUCUUCACAGGUUUGCAAUUGUUUAAUCAUGGCUGCUUCGUCGUUCUCGUCACGCAUAGCUAAUUUCCGUCUCUGAGCAUCUAGCAACCUCGAGGAAUCUACCAGAAAACUGAAACCCUCCCACUGUGGACUCACCAGUACUGCCAACUUAUAGCGACAGCUUCGCGGCAUACCACAUCCUUUCCAAUGCCACACGACUACUUGUACGCAGUAUCCUUAUUUCGUUUCGUUCCAUCCUCUGUUUUUCAAAGUCGUACCCUCUGCUUACUUGCCUUUGUCCCUAUCCUCGACAAUCCCUUUCCCAGCUCUUCGAGACCAAAGGUUUGCCGGUUCACAAUGCGUUUCUGUUCAUCUAUCGCUGGUUUAAUGUUCUGCCAAUAUAUUGCAACCACCACGCUUUAAUUUGGCAAAUAAACUCCAACUCACCGUAGUCGACUCUAACGACUGGCAUCGCCGUAAACCUUUGUACAGCGAUCCAAACGCCACAAUUUAUCACGUGAUCGUUGAGCUCUCCGUGAGUAUUGCACCGUCGACAUGUUCUUUUGAUUUGCGUCGAUGGAUCAGAGUGAGUAUGAAGGCCGCGUACUCCUUUGAGCCUCCUCAGAUACAGAGUGGCAACCUCCUGACAAACACCAUGAUUUGAACUAUAGUAGCUUCCUUGCAAUGCAUCAUAUCCCACCUUCACUACCUAUCCGAAGCGCGGCUCAUGAUUUGCCUUGCUUUCUCCGUCUCUUCACCAAACAGAUCCAGUGUCUUAUACAUCCUGUCGCCAUCAGCGAUAUGUGAAUAAUGCAACUAAAAGGCGCUCGACAUUAGUCAUGCAAUGUUGAAAUCAUCUGCACCGUACAUUUCCUUCCAUAACUUUUUGGGUUCUGCCGAUAUCGAUAUAAUAACAUGUUCAGGAAACCCCUUUGUGCUGAUCCCAAACAUAUAUACACUGCAAGUUCUUCGCUAAACUCCUCCACAUCAAAUAACACUGGUGUUUCAUUCAUUCCUGUCACGAACUUUCGUGUGCCGCGAUAUGACAGCUCGUAUAUCAAGAAUUCUCCAAUUACUGUUUGUCCACAAUUUACGCACGCCCGGCAGUCGCACUCGAAUCUAUCUACCCUGUGUUGGCGUUACCAGCGCCGCACUACCCCCUCUAAUUUCCUUAUUGCUCAUUCGUUGAUCGCCACACAUUCGAUGUUAUAAUUUUCGACACUUUCUAGCAUGCUAGAGUCACUGACUAAAACAAUUUUGCGCACUACAAUAGCUCGAAAGCCUUCUAAAGUGGAUAUUCACUAAAACGAAGUAUCGAGUUUUAGC